AUGAGCGCGAAUCCUCGCCUGCGGACUGGGUUCCCAGCAACCCAAGUGGCCGCUCACCGACGACGCCUUCACGACGAUGACGACCCGCCGGCGACAGCCUUCAGAACAGCUCUGGGCUCCAACGGGCCGGCGAAGCUCCCCGUCGCCCCGGAAAGCGCAGUUCCUCGCAGCACCAGCACGCAGCCCGUGAUUCCUCUGACGCUCCUCGAUGGCCCCCAGCAGCGGCUGUACGCAUUUGCCGUCUACGUCCUGCUGUGGGCGUGGAAGCUCUACGACUGGCUGCAGGUGGUGGAGGAUGGAGAUGCCUCCUGGUGGCUCUUCCUGAAAUGGAUCCUCAUCGACUUCGCUUUUCUCUUUGGGCUGCCCGAGCUGAGGAUACCCUGGCUGGAGCUCUCCCAGCUCGUGGUUACCGCUGUUUUUGCAUCCCAUUUGGUCACCAAUUACAUGCUCAUGUUCAACAUUCCGCUUCCCUGGCAGACGUGGCUCCUCGGCGUGGCAAAGGUCCUCUACGAUCGUGAAAUCUCCGUCGCCGAACACCACGUCAAGGUCUCCGAGCUCCUCAAUAACCACUCGCUCAUCAUGGGCAAGCAAGUCAUCAACAUUCUCCCCGAAGGCUCUGCCGUCCUCAACCCCGAGCACACGCCCUUUUGCUUGUCGGCCAAGUCCCAGACCUCGGCACAUCUCCCAAUCUUCUUCAACUCCACGGUCCCCGCUGAGAUCGAAUUCCUCCGUCUGGACCUCGACACUGGCAAGGAAGAAAUCAUCAAGGUGCCGACCAGGGAAGUUAACAAGCUGGCCAAGGUGAUUCGCGACCACAAUGCGGAUCCUGACGCUCAUCCCUUCCACUGGACGUACGCGAUCAAGAAGCCGGGUGUCUACCGACUGAACAAAGUUUUGGAUGAAUAUAAGCUAGAAGUUCAGAGGCCAGUCAGGGACACGUACGUGGUGCCUUGCCCACAGGCCAAGAUUCAGACGACCGAUCCUUCAGACCGAUGUAUUCGCGACCUGUCCAAUCUCUCUCUCGACGUUGUUGGAACUCCACCUCUCAAGAUCAAAUACUCGCGAACGAUCAAUGGAAAGAACCAUGCUUUCCACUUUCAGAGCUUGCAGCCCGAAGGCUUCAAUUCGCCUCUCCUCAGCACCUCCGGCUUGGGUAUCGACAAUGGUGAUGACGUCGAUUGGGUCAAGCCUCAUAAGGUGACUGUGAAACUUAACGAGUCCAUGGCUACCCCUGGAGACUGGGAGUAUUCGGUAGAGGAGGUGUAUGAUGCAUUCGGCAACGUCGUCAAAUAUGCUGAAGCGUACGAAGAUCUGGACUCGCCCAAGAUGAAAGGGCUUUCCCAGAAGUUCACCGUCAAGGAGCGGCCCAAGAUCCGCAUGCAGGGCUGCGACUUGAGAAAUCCCAUCAAGGUGGCCAGAGGCCGCCCAGCUAAACUGCCCAUCAGCUUUGGCCUUGCCGGUCCCGUGGACGAUACUUCUCACAAGGUCACAUGGAUUUUCUCGCCCAUCGAUUCGAUAACCAACAGUGGCGACCACGGCGACCAGGUCACGGUUGGAACGCACUUCGCCAAGAGCUCGCUCGACAAGCCGUUGGUCUCGGAGCCUGGCCUGUACACGUUGAAAUCUGUUUCGACCGGCUCUUGUGAGGGCGAGGUCGAUGAGCCUUCUUCCUGCUUGCUUUUGAACCCUCUCGAGCCUCAUCUAUCUCUGCGAACAGAGGAGAUCCCGGACAAAUGCGCUGGCAACUCGGUUGGUCUUCGCGUCGAUCUGGACCUUGUCGGUACACCUCCUUUCACCGUUCGAUACGACAUCAUCUCCGAUGGACGUGUGGAGAAGCAGGCUCAUCGCGUGGAUGGCUUGCGAUCCCAGAUUGAGCUUGUUCCUCGAAAGGCCGGGCGCUACAAGUACGUCUUCAGGUCUAUCGACGACGAUGUCUACACCGGCUUGCCCCUGACAGGCAGCGACAAGGUCCUGGAGCAAGUGGUCAAGCCGGCUGCGUCUGCAUACAUCUCCAACCCUGCGAAGACGAUCAACGCCUGCCUGGAAUCCGAAGUGGACGUGGAUGUCGUACUCGCUGGAGAUCCCCCGUUCAACUUGGAAUGGGAAAUUAUCCACGAUGGCAAGCGGAAGCCUGGGCGUGCAGAGAACAUCUACGAUACUCACUUCAAGAUUCAGACAGCAGCUUUGGCAAAGGGCGGAGAGUACAUUCUUGCCCUCAGCAGUGUCCAGGAUCAGCGCAAGUGCCGAACUUUCCUGCAGGAUCAGCUCAAAAUCUCCGUCCGUCGCCAGCGACCAAGGGGUGCCUUUGGGUUGGUCGAGCAAAAGAACAGCAUCAUGGCCGUCGAGGGUACCGCGCUUCGCCUGCCGCUUCGCCUCCAGGGAGAAGCACCGUGGACCGUCUCCUACCGGAACCUGGACGGACCGCCCGACAUCAUCACCAAGACCAUCAAUGGGCCGAAUGAUCACCUUCUGGUUAGGGCUCGAGGCACCUAUGAGCUUGUUGACGUGGUAGAUAAACAAUGUCCUGGUGUCGUCGAACCCAAGGCCUCAAAAUUCCACGUGGACUGGUUCCCCCGUCCGGAACUCUCCAUUGUGCCGUCGGACAGCAUCACACCGGCUGCUUCUGGAGUGUUUGUCAAGCAGGAGGUUUGCGAAGGUGAUAUCGAUGGAUUCGAGGUCAAGAUGAAAGGCUCGGCCCCGUACCACAUUGAGUAUGAAGUUAAGCAUAAGCCACUGCAGGGCGCCGCCUCGCUCAGUCAACGACGCUUCGACGCAGCCCUGUCCAAGGCUGCUGUUGCCAUGGACACCUCCAAGGCGGGCGACUACACGUACAAGUUCUCUGCGCUGGCAGAUAAUCUCUACAACAGCGACAAGCACUUCAACCCCUUGGUCGUCCAGCAACGUGUCAACGCCAAGCCGUCGGCUGCCUUCACCAAGCCUGGCCAGGCCUUCAAAUACUGCCUGGAAGAGCAAGAGCAUGAAGACGCGAUCCCCAUCACUCUUACCGGUGUUCCUCCCUUCUACGUCGAGGUGGAGAUCAAGCACCAAGUCGGAUCACCCGCGGAAACGUACCGCAUCCCUUCCAUCCAAACCAACAACUUUGGCAUGUCGAUCCCUCGACAGCAUCUCCGCCUUGGCAACCAACAGCUGCUCAUCCGUACCGUUAGAGACGCACGGGGCUGCCAGAGGAAGUACGACAUUGGCGGGCCAUCCAUCCAAGUCCAGCUGUACGAUGCCCCGUCAAUCUACCCGCUGGAGUCUCGCCAGGAUUACUGUGUCGGCGAGCGCAUCGCCUACACCCUCUCCGGCGCUCCGCCAUUCGACAUUACUUACGACUUCAACGGCCAGUGGCACGCAAGGUCUCCCACUACCAGCUUCCAGCGUAUCGCUGAGAAGCCCGGCGAGUUUGUCAUUACUAGCGUUUCUGACAAGUCCAGCGAAUGCCGUGCCACCGUCAACAUCCCCAAGACGAUCCAUCCUCUUCCCAGUGUGCAGAUCAGCCGUGGUAAGCACUCCCGAGUGGACAUUCACGAAGGAAACGAAGUGGACAUUCUCUUUGAGUUCUGGGGCACCCCUCCGUUUGAGUUUACGUACACACGAAGCAGCAACGCCAAGAAGGGACAGCGGAGCAUCAUACUCGAGACCAGGCACGACGUCUCGUACGAGCACAGCAAGGUUGUCAAGGCGAGCCAGGAGGGUACAUACGAAGUCGUUGCGAUCAAGGACAAGUACUGCUCCUUUUCCACGCAGCAAGUGGAGUUGAAGAAGGGACGGUAA
Molecule: messenger RNA, 3777 nt
Organism: Trichoderma citrinoviride
Lineage: Eukaryota; Fungi; Ascomycota; Sordariomycetes; Hypocreales; Hypocreaceae
Exons: 3
Coding region: 1-3777 (1258 amino acids)
Biological process (GO): protein import into nucleus; nuclear pore organization
Cellular component (GO): nuclear pore transmembrane ring
Molecular function (GO): structural constituent of nuclear pore
Source: RefSeq, a predicted model, not a curated record